AUUUAAUUAUUUUCAUUUGUGAAAAGGCCGUUUCACAUAAGUAUGUGGAGCCAAAGUAGGCCUUCAGUUUAAGCGCACAUGACACAAUCAGUGGAUACCUCUCUCAACUCACGAGUGACCAAAAGUCCUGAUCUCUUGCUCUGGCCUUCAAUUCAAUGUCGCUUUGCAUUUCAAUGAUCUCCAUGUCAACACCCAUAGGUAAUGUAAACACCUCCUGCAUUUUAGCUGACAGCUGUUAAAUGUCAACGCUGAGGAAAGGGUUUGAUACAAAACGUGUGUCAGCCUCGUCUUAACUGAGUGGUCCACAAACUGAACUUCACUUUGAAUGCCUCCACUGCGCUAAUCAUGUGACCAAGCUCUCGGUCUUUCCCUUGCAAUUAUCGGUUAAGGUCAUUGAGUUUUGCAGUCAGAUCGGUAAGGAACCCCAAGUCCAAUAACCAAGUAUCGUCGGACAGCUGCUCAUACUCCUCGUUCCUCGACUUCAGAAAACUGAUGAUCUCUGGCAGCAAAUCCAGAAAACGCUGGAGCACCUUGCCCCGACUGAGCCACCUUACAUCUGCGUGAAGGAUCAAAUCUCCAUACACAGAGUCCAGCUCGUCCAAUAAAGACUUAAAUAGCCGGUGCUGGAGUGCUUUUGCGCGAAUUUAGUUGACAAUCUUAACAACAACAUUCAAUACAUGCGACAUGUCAAUUGCUUUAGCUGCCAAUGCCUGUUGAUGUAUCACACAGUGAUAGUUUACAAAUGGUGGAAAGUCUGGGUCUUUUCUGCACAGCGCAACAAAUCCUGAACGAACACCGAGCAUCGCUGGUGCCCCAUCGGUUGUGAAGGACACUAUUUUAUGAAUGGGAAUCUUGUACUCACGAACAUAGUCCUUGAAUGCCUUGUACACAUCCUCACCCCUGGUUCUUUCUUUCAAUGGGAUAAGGGCAUGAAAGGCCUCCUUGACAGAAAAAUCCAUGAAAACCAUCCGGACAAACACACCUAGCUGGGAUGUGUCUGUGGCAUCGGUAGACUCGUCAAAUUGAACUGAAAAGUAUUCCGAGAGAGACAAGUAUUUUAAUACUUGCUGGGAUACAUCUUCGGACAAUGACUGGACUCUUCUGGCUACAAUGUAUUCAAAUUCCAAGCUGGAUAUAAAAGGAUCCCUUCAUUUUUGAUACUUUGUGAAUCACACAAAUGGCUCAAGGCAGUUACAUUUGGAGAAAUGUGUCAGGUCAAAGCACUGAAGAGUGUGCUCCUAACUGCCUGGGCAUUGACUACAGUUAUCAUCCGGACUUGGACUACAUCAAGUGUGUGGACCAUUUCCAAAACAACGCCAACAUUAAGCGGCUAAGCCUUAAAAGGAGGCCAAAAGUGGCCAUCAACAAUGCAGAAAAAUUAUCCAACGCUUCAUCCAGCCAGUGGUAUUCUGCAGAAUCAUUGUCAUCAUCUUGCAGUGAUCAUACAAGACUACUGGGCAUGUCAUCUACAACCAGCCGUCGACCUCCUCUUCCUCCACCACAUGGUUCCUCAUUGGAUAACAAACCCUCACGGGGUGAAGGACCCACUACCUCUCAGGUAGAGUCAAAGCCUCAGCCGGCUGCAAGAUCUUUUCCUUCACAAAAACAACGCCCUGUAGUGGGAGAUGCCAUUAUGGAGACCUUAAAACACUUGGAACAGGAGGUUAAGACACAGCUUCCACCUCAGCCCCAACCCCGUCGACGAUUGGCCAGCUUUGGAGGGGUAAGCUCCCAUGGGUCUCUCUCCCCCUUCACUGGCCUGGGUGCAUAUAACCUGAACAUCAAUGGGAACAAGCCCACUAGCACUGGAGGUGAUAUGCAUGUCCACCUUAGCUCGUCCUUAGGCAGUAGAGGCAGCACAGGAUGCUUAAGACAGAGUCCACAGAGCUCUGGCAGAACCACACCAGCGACAGGUCUCGGCCCCAUGCACCUGCAGCAUGUUCGUGACCAGAUGGUGGUAGCUCUGCAGAGGCUGAAGGAGCUGGAGGAGCAGGUGACAAUCAUCCCUAUCCUCCAGGUAAACAUCUCAGUCCUCCAGGAGGAGAAGAGGCAACUGGUCUCUCAGCUCAAGAACCAAGGUGACAACGAGGGCAUCAAUUGUGUGAUCUGGAAGAGAGCCGAUAGCAUGGAAAAGUCUGACAUUGAGACCACGAUUAAUACAGAACUUGAGGAAUUAUUGAGAAAUGAUCACACCAAUUUUAAGGAGUUCAGGCAAUUGACUGAAGAGAUGCAGGCAUUGGAAAGAACCAUCAAGGACAAACAUUUGCAAACAAUGCAUGGAAAAGGCCAAAUCUCUCUACAUGACAAUGCUAUCAAGUCAGUCGCAGCUGUAACUGAUAAAGAUAUAGAUAUCACCCUGUCCAAACCAACUAAAGAAAACAAAUAUGUGAACACUGAUCAGGUACAGACGAGGUCAAUUGCAACAGAAGUGACGGAAGAGAAUCUUGGACUAUACACAGAACGGGAAGCAGAGAUUGAUGCUCAACAAUUUUUAAUUGGUGCCUUGAAGGAGAGAAUGUGUUACAUGGAAGCAGAGUUGAAGGAAUCAGCUCUUGAGACAGAGAUGAGUCGUCUGAAACUGGAGCUUCAUGCUGCAGGAGCAAGGAACCGAGCUGAUAAAGCCUGCUCUGCAAGACCAUGCACUGAGAGCAAAAGCAUUGAGGCAAGGCCCCACACCACAAGCCAGGGUGUGGGAAAUCACACAGAGCUCCAAGAUGCCAGCACAGGGAAGGAAACAGAGGUGAAGACUGUGGGAGUAUCUUGUUACGGGCCUGAGCUUAAGAGUGUUUGUACAGGACCAGAUGAACCCAUGAGCCACUGGGAGGUCAGGGAGCGGGUGGAGACUAUGGAAAAGGGUGUGGGGAUCCACAUUUCUACCAACACACAGGGAGUUGGAAAUGCGAUAAAGUUAUGUGAUGCAGAAACCAACACUGAGAUACCAGUGGAGAAUCUGGGUUCUAAGAAAAGUCAGAUUAAGUAUCGUUCAGUGGGGUGUGGGGACUGUUCUGUUGAUGUGAUAGUCAGCGAGGCAAAGGAAGUUGUGUCUCAAGGUAUUUCCACAGAUCAAGUCAGAGGAGUAGAUCUGGGAGUCAUGGCAUCACCUCAGACAGCUUGUCAGCGUACCAACACAGAAUCCAGUUCAGUGUCUCGCUUUACCAACACCAGCCAUGCCUUUAACACGGACUCCAGCACUAAUACUGUCUUAAGUACCCAAGACAAGCACACCAACACCACUCAGACUUUUACUAGGACAGUGUCAGUAGGCAACAGGGUCAAAGACAUCAAAUGUACCCCAGAGACCCGCACUAUUGGUGUAGGAACUGAAAAUAUACAAGGAAGUGCCUUAAACCAAACAACAGGGACUGCCGCCAAGUUAACCCGAGACGCUGGUGUUGGAUUUACAAACAUUAAUGAUCAUUUCCUGAUUGGGCUGAAAACCCGGAAUAUGGCCUCUGGACCCUCUUAUCUACCUGACCCCAUUAAGACAAGGAGCAUUGGUGUAGGGGAGGGGAGGAUACAGGAUCUGUCUGUCUCAUGCAGUGCACCUGGCCAGAUGAUCCAGAGAUCUUCACAGUCUCAGUGGGGCCCCGAGCUGAACCAUUACAUAGAGAAGAUGCAAUGGCUUCUCAGGGAGCAUGGGGACCUGCUGACUGAUGGCCAACCUCAGAGGAGAGAAGGAUUUGUCCCACAACCCAGUAGCCAAGGAAGUGCCAACUCCAAGCUGUCCUGCAAUAACGAAACUGCAGCACAAGGAGAAACAGAAGUCCAUCCUUUAGGUCCUCAGCCAUCAGUCAGCGGAGAGUUUCAAUGUCCAUCUCCACUCUUAGAUGAGUCUUCCAUGUGGGACCAAGCAAACCCAGGAUUCUGCCAACAGAGUGACACUAAUUCAGAGGUGAAAAGAAUGAUACAGAUGUUGGAACAACAGGCAUCCUCUAAUCUGCAAGACAGGUCAUCUUAUCCCGGUGUGCGGUCUGUAAUGAAGAAACGAAAUGGCGACCAGGGUUGUAGCAGCACCAGGAAGAGCAUGAAAUUCAUGAGGGUGACCACAGGAUUGGAUCCCAUGUCUUCUUACGAAUGUUGUGCCAGUGAGCAUGCAAACUCUGAGGAAGUGGAAAAGAGGGGAAACAAAAAUUCAAGGGAAACAUCUCAAGAUGGAACGCAAGGAAGGAAGGGCAAAGGUGGUUCCAACAAGGGGUCAAAAGGGACUCCAACACCACAUUCACAGAGGUGUAAGUUAAGUGAAAAGAUGUUUUCUGCUUGUCAAGCCUUGAAGAUGCACCUGAGUGAUGACCCACCAUUAUCCAGCAGAGAAUUGCAUGACUGUCUACAAACAAUCGAGCAAGAGUGGUUUUCUGUAUCCAGCCAAAAGUCAGCCACUCCUGACUCAAUGGAUGAUUACUUGUCUGCAUUUCGGGUCAUUUCACCUUCAGUAUUGCAACAUAUAGCUAACAUGGCUGACGGCAAUGGAAACACAGCUCUGCACUACAGUGUGUCCCACUCCCACUUUGCAAUUGUCAAGAAAUUGCUUGAUGCAGAGGUGUGUAACGUUGAUCACCAGAACAAAGCCGGGUACACGCCCAUCAUGCUGGCUGCACUCGCGGCGGUGGAGAAUCCAGAGGAACUGAGAGUUGUGGAGCAGCUCUUCACAAAAGGAGACGUCAAUGCCAAGGCCAGCCAGGCUGGUCAGACGGCUCUGAUGCUGGCUGUGAGUCACGGCAGGACGGACAUGGUGCGGGCUCUGCUGGACCAAGGGGCCGACGUCAACCUGCAGGAUGACGAGGGCUCCACGGCGCUCAUGUGCUCCAGCGAGCACGGACACGCCCACAUCGUCAGACUGCUGCUGGCACAAGACCACUGUGAUGCCACCCUGAAUGACAGUGAUGACAGCACAGCCCUGUCCAUCGCCCUAGAGGCGGGACAUCAUGACAUAGCAGUGCUCCUUUAUGCACAUGCCAACUUCUCCAAAGGACAGACAGGGGCAGCUGCUCGUCACAGCAGCAGGUCUCUGUCCUCCUCUGGUGGCAGAAACAUCUUCGAAUGA
This is a messenger RNA of Gymnodraco acuticeps, 5041 nucleotides long. RefSeq names its product KN motif and ankyrin repeat domain-containing protein 1-like. The transcript has 12 exons. The coding region runs from base 1178 to 5041 and encodes 1287 amino acids. The record is from RefSeq and is a predicted model, not a curated record. Gene Ontology annotation, cellular component: cytoskeleton; cytoplasm. Gene Ontology annotation, biological process: negative regulation of actin filament polymerization. NCBI's taxonomy places the organism in Eukaryota, Metazoa, Chordata, Actinopteri, Perciformes, Bathydraconidae. Gene Ontology annotation, molecular function: protein binding.